CGAAGCAGCUCUGAGGCCAGGUCGAACUUGCCGCCUUGGCAGUAGAUGUCAGCUAGCAGAAGCCAGCUCUUUUCCAGGUCUUCGGCCUCAUCCAGCGUCCACGGGACCUUGGCGAGGCGCUUCAGCUGCGUGCGGGCCUUGGGGACUUGCUUCAGUAGCAUGUAGGCCUGUGCCAUGGCCAGCAAUACAGGGAUACUGUCCUUCUGCACACGCGCGGAAGCAUGAGUGGGACACUGGGACACUUUGGCGUUCACCCCCAUCUUGACCCCUGCCCACCAGAACCCAUCCCUGGCUCUCGCACCUCAGCCUGGGCCAUCUCGAUAAAGGCCCCGAGAGCCGCCUCUACAUUCGCCUUCUCCCUGGUGGCCAGCAGGCAAAGGCUCUGCAACAGCCGCAGCUGGGUCUGCCUGGAGUCCGAGUGAGGGUAAAAUUCCCGCAGGAGCUUCUCUGCCGUGCGCACCCCGUGUUGCUGGGACUCUUUCCUACUGGUGGAGCUGUAGGCACGGGGCUCGGGCUGACAGCCUGCUUAUGUGGCCCUCACCUGGCCUGGCAGAGGCCCCUUCCUGUGCCCCGCCCCCUGCUUACCCCAGCCCUCUUACUUGCUAUCAGCCAUCAGGCUCUCGAAGGUCUCCCCACCGACAAUCUCGUUAUCAGGGUUCAGACAGAUCUGGACCAUGUAGCAGGUGGCAAUCUGGCCCCAGGUGCUGUCCUUUCGGGCUUUGUUCAGAAACUUCAAGGCUUCAUUGGGCUGUCCAAUGUGCCUACAAAGAGUGCAGGAAAUGCCAGGCGUCGGUAAGAGGAGCUGUGUAAGGCACGUGGAGACCAGGGUGCGUGGACACAUGGGGAGCACUCUGGAUAUCUGGUCUGAGCGUUUCCUGGAGGCUGCUCUCUGCUUCCCCUCUGCCGAGCGAGACCCUGACUAUCUGCUAGGGAGACCUGUUAUCCUACCACGGACCCUCGGUAUGCUCCAGGCUAACUCACCAGCAGUAAAGGCCUUGGCAGUAGUUAAACCCUGGCUCCAAAGGCACCCGGCUAGACACCUUCUUGGCCAGUUCAAAGAAAGCAGGAGCCUCUUCAAGCUUGCCACUCCGUCGUAGCAGAUCGAUCAACUUAUUCAAUACCAAAAAAUUGUCUAGAGAGAGAGAGCGAGAGAGACAGAGCAGAAAUCUGCAGCAUGCAGUGGACAGCGCUGCACCAGGUACAGGAGAACUCGCCGGCCCAGCAGGCAGGCCUGGAACCCUACUUCGACUUUAUCAUCACCAUUGGGCACUCGAGGCUGAACAAGGAGAAUGACACACUGAAGGCCCUGCUGAAAGCCAAUGUGGAGAAGCCGGUGAAGCUGGAGGUCUUCAACAUGAAGACCAUGAAGGUGCGCGAGGUGGAGGUGGUGCCCAGCAACAUGUGGGGUGGCCAGGGCCUACUGGGAGCCAGCGUGCGCUUCUGCAGCUUCCGCAGGGCCAGCGAGCACGUGUGGCACGUGCUGGACGUGGAGCCCUCUUCUCCUGCUGCCCUGGCUGGCCUGUGUCCCUACACAGACUAUGUGGUUGGCUCUGACCAGAUUUUGCAGGAGUCUGAAGACUUCUUUUCACUCAUUGAAUCCCAUGAGGGGAAGCCCCUGAAGCUGAUGGUGUAUAAUUCCGAGUCCGACUCCUGCCGGGAGGUGACUGUGACUCCCAAUGCAGCCUGGGGUGGAGAGGGCAGUCUGGGGUGUGGUAUUGGUUAUGGGUACCUACACCGAAUCCCAACACAGCCCUCCGGCCACUACAAGAAGCCAGGCGGGACCUCACCGUCUGGUACUCCAGCAGCUAAUACUCCACAACCUAGUGACUUGCCUCUUGGUGCCCCACCACCGUGGCCCAUCCUUCAAGAUUCUUCCAGCCCAGAGUUGGGUUCCAGACACAGUGACUACACGGAGGCCCUGACACAGGUCCCCAGUGGCUCCACGGAAGGGCAGCUCCUUGGUCCUGGGAGUCCUAGCCAUGGUGCUGCUGACUUUGGGGGAUGCCCACAUUCCAUGGAGAUCCCUCUUCAGCCUCCACCUCCAGUGCAGCGGGUUAUGGACCCAGGCUUCCUGGAUGUGUCAGGGAUGUCUCUUCUAGACAGCAGCAACACCAGUGUAUGCCCCAGCCUGUCCUCCUCCGUAGUGCUGACCUCCACAGCUCUCAGCGCCUCGGGACCAGAGGACAUGGGUUCCAGUAGCAGUUCACAUGAGCGGGGUGGGGAAGCCACGUGGUCAGGUUCCGAGUUUGAGAUCUCCUUCCCGGACAGUCCCGGGGCCCAGACCCAGGACUACCUGCCCCAGCUGACUCUCCCCGACGGACUCACCUCUGCAUCCUCACCAGAUGGGCUGUCUGCGGAGCUGCUGGAGGCACAGACUGAGGAGCCAGCAGACACAGAGACCGAGGGGGUCGCCCUAGAACCGCAGCCUGGGCUGUGAGAAGGGUCCGUGACCUUUGGUGUUGCUUAGCUUGUCUGUGUAGCUCCCAAAGGCAUGGGCUUUGCCGUGGUCUCCUAGGGUCCCACCUUUACCCCAGUACAUGGUCCUGGACUGAAGGGGCAGGGAAGCUGGGAGCAACAGCAUUGAAGCCUCAUGGGUAGGGAGAGGCAGCAGGGCCCAAUCUUGAGUGUGAAGACGAGGGACAAGAGAGGCUAUGUCUUCCAGCAGCCCCCCUUGUACUGAGGUGGGGUUCCAAGUCCCAGGGCCCUCCCUUCCCAUUCUAAUCCUUACGCUGGAGGAGAGAGGUGUAUACUUGGCCACUUUCUUCUCAAGUUGGAAAAGGCCCUUCUCAGGGAUCUACCUGUGCUAGUGACACCUUCCCCUCCCCACAGGAGAGACACACUCUAGCUGUGGUGUCCCGUGACCCCUCCUACCAGGGGCCCCACAUACAGACAACUGCCUGAGUGCAGAAGGUAUUCAGCCAGGUCUGAUGGCUCCUCCAUUGAAACCCCUCUACCUCUUUGCUAGAGACCAGGUGAGAGUGGGUACAGGCCUUCUGUCUGUCCUUAGUAUGAGGGAAACUGUCCUGAAAACUCUAGGUGCCUCGAGUUUAGAGGCUAAGGCUAGGGGAGGUUGUGGGCUCUGCUGGCUUUCUACAUGGCCAGGCAUGCCCUCUGCAGUUGCAGUCUCCUGCAUCAUCACUGUACGCGGCCUUUGGUCGUUUCCCAUCUGUGUAACUCUAUGUACAGGGCACUCACUGUGCUAGGAAGCACCGGCCGAGCAAUGCAGUGGGCCACCAGAUGGGCAAACGCUAGGAAUACAUUUAUAGCCAGGUCUAUGAGGGAGGCAUCCCAGGGCCUCUUGGUGAGUGCCAGGAAUGUGGGCACACAACAGGGUCACCCCCACAGGGCUGCUCUGGGGCCAGCUCACCUUAGCUCUGUAGCUAGGUGCUCUGAGCCCUGGUUGCCCUAACUGGAAGGUUCUGUUCCCGAGAGACCCCAUAAGCAGGUUAAGAUGGAUGCUGAGGGUGUUUUCUUUCCCCAUAGUCUGCUGUGAAGGAAAACGACAAAUGGAAAAAUAAAUGUGUACGACACUGAAGUAUUUUAACUAAAGCUUUAUUCUAUACAACCUGAAA
Molecule: messenger RNA, 3572 nt
Organism: Arvicola amphibius (Eurasian water vole)
Lineage: Eukaryota; Metazoa; Chordata; Mammalia; Rodentia; Cricetidae
Gene: Gorasp1
Product: golgi reassembly stacking protein 1
Exons: 9
Coding region: 1175-2437 (420 amino acids)
Biological process (GO): Golgi organization
Cellular component (GO): Golgi apparatus
Molecular function (GO): protein binding
Source: RefSeq, a predicted model, not a curated record